AGUAUUGUCUCUCAUGCAUUUCAUAAUUCAAAUACAAAACUCUCUCUAAAGUUCAAAGGCAGAGGAGUGAAAUUAAGAGAGAAUUAAUAUUAUGGGUGCCGGUCUCGUUGCGUUCCUCUUAAUGGUUCUUGUACAAUUGGUCUAUGCAGUGAUGAACAUUACUUCAAAGCUUGCAAUAGAAUCUGGCAUGAGCCCUCUUGUCCUUGUUGCUUAUCGACAACUCUUUGCAACUGUGUCCAUUGCUCCCUUUGCUUAUUGGCUUGAAUGGAAUACGCUUCCCAGGAUCACAAAACGUCUUAUGCUUCAGAUAUUAUUUUCGUCCCUGACAGGAGUUACAGGAAAUCAGAUGCUUUAUUUUGUGGGGCUGAAAUAUUCAUCCGCUACAAUUGCAUGUGCACUGACCAAUUUGCUCCCAGCUUUCACUUUUAUCCUUGCAGUUCUCUUCAGACAAGAGAAUUUGGGAAUCAAGAAGAGGGCUGGGCUAGCAAAGGUAUUCGGGACAAUAUUGUGUGUGAGCGGAGCCUUGCUUUUGUCAUUUUACCAUGGAAAAACCAUUGGUUUAGGCCAAUCAAGUAUUCACUGGAGAUAUGCUGAGAAAAUGGAAGGAACUAGCUCUUCUGGCAAAGGAAACAUGUUUCUAGGCCCUUUAGUCGUAAUUCUUAGCACCCUUGUUUGGGCAGCAUGGUUCAUAAUUCAAAAAGACAUAAGCAAGACUUUUUCAGCUCCUUACACGAGCACUGGCUUAAUGUGUUUCAUGGCAAGCUUUCAAUGCAUCAUCAUUGCCGUGUGUGUCGACCACACUGCCUCAGCUUGGUCACUCCACAAUGCUAUGAGACUUUCCUCUGCUCUUUAUGCGGGAAUAUUUUGCACUGGAUUAGCGUAUUGCCUCAUGUCGUGGACCAUUGAGAGAAAAGGUCCUCUUUAUGUCUCUGUAUUUACCCCUUUGCAGCUUGUCCUCACUGCCAUUUUAAGCUGGGCUUUACUUCGUGAGAAAUUAUACGUUGGAACUGCCGUAGGGUCUCUCUUGAUAGUUUUGGGUCUCUAUUCUGUUCUUUGGGGAAAGAGUGAAGAGGUGAACAAGGAAGACGGUAUUGAAGAUGCAUUUAAAGAAGCAGUCAAGGAUCCGAAAAAUGACAUGGAAUUGCAAUCAUAUGUGUCAUCCAAUGUUAAUAAUCGUUGUGCUAUUGCAUGAAGAAGGACGAGGCAGAGUGAGAUUCGUCGCAAGAUGCUAGUAGCUAAGGAUUGACAAGUUUCGGUUAUUUGACUUUUUUUUUUUUUUUUUUUUUUGCUCCUACUAGUAAAUUUGAAUUUUGAAUUUUGAUAUGUGUGUAAUCUUGUGUCACAUUUGAAAGUGGUCCACAACUCUUUGCAGUUGCAUUGCAGACAUAUAUUAUUAUUUAUAUAUUAACCCGGAAUCAGUUAUCCCUUUAA
Molecule: messenger RNA, 1431 nt
Organism: Glycine soja
Lineage: Eukaryota; Viridiplantae; Streptophyta; Magnoliopsida; Fabales; Fabaceae
Product: WAT1-related protein At1g09380-like
Exons: 7
Coding region: 92-1192 (366 amino acids)
Cellular component (GO): plasma membrane
Molecular function (GO): transmembrane transporter activity
Source: RefSeq, a predicted model, not a curated record